Molecule: messenger RNA, 1132 nt
Organism: Salvia miltiorrhiza (redroot sage)
Lineage: Eukaryota; Viridiplantae; Streptophyta; Magnoliopsida; Lamiales; Lamiaceae
Product: F-box/kelch-repeat protein At3g06240-like
Exons: 1
Coding region: 26-1132 (368 amino acids)
Molecular function (GO): protein binding
Source: RefSeq, a predicted model, not a curated record
UACAAAAACCUCGGCAGCUUUGGGUAUGGAGAUCGAAAGAAGUAGGUUGCAAUCUCUCCCUCUUCCAGAUGAAAUCAUCGAUGACAUAUUGUCGAGACUGUUUAUAUUGCCGGUGAAAUCACUGUUAAGAUUCAGGUGCAUUUCGAAAUCAUGGCGGUCUUUAAUUGGCAGCAAAAGCUUCAUCAAAACCCAGCAUCAAAAUUCAAUGAAAAACCCAUGUUUUCCCCAUCAAAGGCUCAUUAUACAGAAGAAUUGUUCUGGUGUGCCUUAUAGUAUGGAUUGGCCUGAGCAAUGUUCUCUGCAGUCGGUUUUGAGCGGACCAAUAAAUACUAUCCCUUUAUCUCUUGUAGCUUAUCCAACGAAUACUACAGCGAUGGGAUAUGAAAUUGUGGGGAGCUGUAAUGGGCUUGUCUGCCUUCUUGAGAUGAUCAAACCAAAUAGAAUUCAGUUGUGGAACCCAUCCACUAGAAUCUCCAAGAUACUUCCAGAAAUUUCUAGUCCCGGCAAGGUAAGCAAUAUUGGGUUUGGUUGGGUUGAAUCGAGUGAUGAGUAUAAGGUGUUUGUGCAUUUGUAUGAUACUAAUUAUUACCAGGAUGGUAAAAUUUAUAGUUCAAAGACAAAAUCAUGGAAAACAAUUGAGCCCUGCUAUGAUUUAUUUUCGUAUUGCUGUGAUGGGGUGUUUGCAGGUGGGAAGCUUUACUGGAAGAUCAAAUAUGGUGAUGCUAUUUUUUUCUUGGACUUGAAGAGUGAGGUGUUUGGAAGGAUUGAGAUUCCCUUUGAUCAAGAGAUGUUUGGAGAGAUUGAUCAAGAGAUAUAUGGAGAUUCUGAACUAGAGAAGUACGGCGUUGUGGGUGUGCUUGGUGGUUUCCUUUGUGUGCUAUGUUUUGAUUAUCAAAUUAGAGGCUUUCGAGUUUGGGUUAUGAAGGAGUCUUGGGAGAAAGUGGAGACUCUUUCUCAUCUUCUUGAGCUUCUUCAACCACCAUUGGUGAAAGGUCUAAAUGGAGAGAUUUUGGUGAAUUGUGGAUCCAUUGUGGUGGUUUACGAUUGUCGGGAUAAUGUGUUCCGCAGCCUCAAGUACUGUUCCUGUUGUCACGUAGUCUCACGUUUAUGGGGGUUUCAGCAGCCCCUAUAA